AUGGAAAUCGCGUCCUACAUCCAGGGCUCUUCCGAGUCCCGAGCCCCCGCCAACUCGAGCUCCAAGCGACGAAUCAUUCUCAAUGCCUUCAUGCAAAACACCCCCAACCAUCUUGCGCCGGGGCUGUGGCGUCAUCCCGAGAGCUCAGCCUCAAAGAUCAACACUCUGAGCUACUGGACCGACCUCAUCCAAGAGCUGGAGGCCGCCAAGUUCCACGCCGUCUUUCUGGCCGAUGUCGCCGGCGUCUAUGACGUGUAUCAGGGCAACAUGGAGACAGCGGUUCGUUCGGCCUCCCAGUUCCCCGAUAACGAUCCUCUAUAUCUGGUUCCUGCCAUGGCGGCUGUGACCAAGUCGAUUGGUUUUGCAAUCACCUCCUCCACCACCUAUGACCACCCCUACGGCCUCGCCCGUCGAUACUCUACCGUGGACCAUCUCUCCGACGGCCGGCUGGGCUGGAAUGUCGUCACUUCGUAUCUCGAAAGCGGAGCACAGAACCACGGUCUAGACACCCAACUGCCCCACGAUGAGCGGUACGCUGUGGCCGAAGAGUACAUGGACGUGGUGUACAAGCUGUGGGAGGCCUCGUGGAGAGACGACGCGGUCAAGUUGGACAAGCAAACCAACACCUAUACCGACCCCAACCUCGUCAAGUACAUUGACCAUAAGGGCAAGUAUUUCCCAUCAGUUCCCGGUCCUCAUAUUGUCGAGCCAUCCAAGCAACGCACUCCGGUCAUUUUUCAGGCCGGCAUGUCUUCUGCCGGACGCAAGUUCGCCGCCAAACACGCCGAGGGCAUUUUUAUCACUGGCAACUCGCCGCAAGCAACCCGUAAGACCGCUGACGAGAUGCGACGUCUGGCGGCCGAGUUCGGGCGGGCUCCCGAGUCGGUCAAGCUAUUUGCUCUUGUUUUCAUCUGCGUCGACGAGACCCAGGAGAAGGCCGAGGCCAAGUAUGAGGAGCUCAAGCAAUAUGUGGAUCUGGAGGGAGCCCUGGUGCUGUUUGGCGGCUGGUUUGGGCUUGACGUGUCUGUUUACGACGACGAGCAGGAUCUGCGCCACGUCUCCGACAACAAGGUGCUUGCUGGAGCUGUUUCAGCCUGGGCAAACACCUCCCGAGUCGGGCCCGACGUGUUGUGGAACAAAUGGAGGGUGGCUGAGGAGUUUGCGUUUGGAGGACGAGGAGACGUGAUUGUUGGCGACCCUAAGACGGUGUGUGACCGGCUGGAGAGCUGGGUGGAAGACGGUGAUGUGGAUGGCUUCAAUCUCGUGCACGCCAUUGUACCGGGCACCUACAGAGACAUUGCCAAGUGGGUGAUUCCCGAGCUGCAGCGGCGAGACCGGUUCUGGGCCGACUACGACGUGCCUGGAGGGACGCUCCGGGAGAAUCUCUUUGGACGGGCCAAGAUCUUCCCCGACCACCCUGCCGGACAGUACAAGUGGGAAGAGGGGGAGUUUCCCUUGACCAAGAGUGACAAGAGUGAGAACGGCAAUGGAGUCAAUGGAGAUGAGCCCGCUACUAAGAAACAAAAAAUCUGA
Yarrowia lipolytica CLIB122 is the source of this 1533-nucleotide messenger RNA. RefSeq lists its product as uncharacterized. Gene Ontology annotation, molecular function: oxidoreductase activity, acting on paired donors, with incorporation or reduction of molecular oxygen; monooxygenase activity. The record is from RefSeq and is a predicted model, not a curated record. Lineage: Eukaryota; Fungi; Ascomycota; Dipodascomycetes; Dipodascales.